Molecule: messenger RNA, 6920 nt
Organism: Pteropus alecto (black flying fox)
Lineage: Eukaryota; Metazoa; Chordata; Mammalia; Chiroptera; Pteropodidae
Gene: FAM167A
Product: family with sequence similarity 167 member A
Exons: 3
Coding region: 4038-4685 (215 amino acids)
Source: RefSeq, a predicted model, not a curated record
GGCCUGCACCCUCCAAGUCCUUGUUCGUCCAGAUGAAGCACUGCCCUUCCAGCCCAGGGAGCUGUCCAGUGCUGUCCUCUGCCCUCCUGUACCUGGCCGGCACUUCUCCACUAGCUCGGACUGGGUCCAACUCAGUCAUCCCUGGAGUGGCCUGCUUGGGUGACAUUUCAGCUGGGGGCGAGGGAAAAAACCCCUCUGGGCUCCUACGCACUGGGACACCCAGAGAGUGUGUUUCUUGGGACACUGUCCGAUGACCAGGAGAAUGGAUCUUGCUUCAGCAAAUCCUGGUCACUUAGGCAUGCUGGGGACAAUGGGAGGCAGUUCCUGCCUGCUACAUGGGACCAUGCCUCCUAAAGUGGCGAGUCCCUGACUGGACACUCUCCAUGUUCCACACACACCUUGCUGAUAAUGAUAAUAAUCCUCAGGUGGGUACUGCUCUUUACAGUUUGCAGAGAGCUUUCAAGUUGCAAGAGCGCAGCUGAUCCUCACAGCAUCCUUAUGAGGCAGAUGGGGGUCGGGGUGGGGUACGCAGAUUAGAAAACCAAGGCUAAGAGGAGGGGGCUGAUCCUGGGUACUCGGCUCGUCCAUAACAGAGCUGGGGCCAGAAUCAAGGCAUUUGGUCUUGGCCCUUUGCCUCACCGUGCGGAUAACACACUGUCAAACCUGGGCCACCCCGGGGCCCUCGGCCAUGGAAAGGGGUGUUUAAAAUGUGAGCAGGGAGGCAAGGGAGUGGGUAUAUUGUGGUGUUUUUGUAAGCUGGGCUGUUUUUCUGCUUCCUAUGGCAGACCUGCUAGUUGUGGCAUGAUGAAAAUGCAGUUGAGACCUGAAAAUCUGGGGGGAGGUGGGGCCAGCCGACUGCAUCUCGGUUGGCCUCCAGGGAAGGAUGAAAGGUACAGAGAUUGGCUCAGGCCACCCAGCAGGUCAGGGACUAACAGGAUAGCUGCUCAGUGCAGCCAAAAGGGGCCCGCCCCUCUGGUGACGUGACUGACGUGGCACUAAUAGGUCUUAUCGUCUUAAGAAUAAUGUUUUUUUAAGUGUGACUUUGUCUAGGGCUCACUGCAUGCCUGGCACCGUGUCGAGGGCUUGAUAUUUGUUACUUUAAUCCUCACGAUGACCUGUGAAGUUGACAGCAUCCCCCCCAGGGCCAGCUUCAUGAGCGAGGGGCCCAGGCAGUCCCACAGGGCCCCACACUUGGGUUAAUGCUGCUGUUGCCACUUUGGAACUCUUAGUUCUUUGUAACAAGGAGCUUUGUACCCUCAUUUUGCUCCAAGCCCAGAAAAUUAUAUAGCCAGUCCCGGUGACCCGCGCUUCUCAGGAGAGGAUGCAGAAGCGCAGAGUGGUCAUGAUCUGACAUGCCCACAAUCAGAGGACUGGGUGCCCCGGGGGGCUGACCCCACACCCUCUGGAGCAGAGAGAGGCUGACCAGAGUCAGAAGACACUGUGCCCCAGUCCCACUCCUGGCAUCUGCCUAUGGCCACGAGGGAGUCCCUUCAUCCCUCCCAGCCUCGAUGUUCUCAUCUGUGAAAUGAGGUGACCCCACCUGCUCCUCAGGACUACUGGGAGGAGCAGCAAGUGCAUACGGGUGCUUUUACACACUCCCUAAAGCUCCACGGAUCAAAGGAUCAUUAAGUGACUCACAGCACACUGGCGCUUCUGUUAAUGCCUCCAAGUCAUCCUGACACCGUCUUCAUGGGCCUUCUCCAAAAGGAUUAAGAAACCAGCAAUUAAAAUAAGCUCCCUUCCUGUAAAGUCCUCAAGUUGUGGCUGUUGCCCACCCCACAGGGAAGACUCCCUCCAGCCACAGAUGGCCCUGCCCCCUGCGGUGAGUGUGCAGCAGGGGGAGACAAAGGGGACCAGAGCCUCUACGAUUAGACCCCCUCCAAAAAGCUUCACUGAAACCAGUCAGAGUGGGAAGAAGCCCUACAGGUAAAGCUGCCCCAAAGCGCACUCAGAACAGAUUCUGUCACCUCAGCAUAGAGGCAGAUGGCACACAGGAGGGGCCCCGGGAAGCGGCUAAUAGAUUUAGGGAGAUUCUAAAGAAGCCUGUGUGACCACGAGACUGCACAGAAAGACACCCAUGAGAACACCCCACCUUUGCGGAGCAUGCCGAGCCUACAGAGAGUGUGGACAAACCUUAGUUCUGCCUAGGAGGUUGGUAUUACGACCCCAUUUUACAGGCGAGGAAACAGGCUCAGCUAGCCUGAGAGCACCCACAGCUAAGGCCACCUGACCCCACGUCUAGUGUUCCUAUCUCAAAACUAGAGGCUCUCAAUCCUAGCUGCUCACUGAGACCCCCUGAGGAGCUUUAAAAAUACACCAGUGCCCGAGUCUCACCCCGGAUUAACUGAAUUAGAACCCCUGGGUCUGGGGCCCGGCAACCCACGUCUGUGGAAAUCCCUCAGGGAUUCUCACCUAUGUGGCUGGAUAUCUAGGUUUCUCUGCCAUCAGUUGGGAUGGAAUAUCCCUUCUCGUUCCUCAGGGAUGCCCUACAGCAGGGGCAUCAGAGCACGGGGAAGCGCGGCCAUCCUGCCUCUGGUCAGAUUGCACUGCAGGUGGGCACUGUAGAAACAUCUGGAACAGACAGCAAGCUCUGCUCUUCCCGAGCAUCUCCACGCUGAGGUUAGAGAGGAAGCACCCUUCCUCCCCGGGUGGCCCGGCCUCCGUUUUGAUUUUGCACAGCCCUCCAAUUCUCUGCCUCCUCCUCUGCCUGCUAACCAUCCCCCGAUGGCCAUUUCCCAUUAGCCCAGACACGCAAUCACGACUCUUAGUUUCAGUUUUUCUCCCUGCAGAGGUAUUUUUAGGUACAUACAAAUAAAUAAAACUCUCUCUUCCUUCCUCUCCUUUUCCACACCGGUAGUGGCAUAUCUUCUAGGCUACACCUCUCUUUCUCUGUACGUGAGCUUCAGCUUGGACAUCGCUCCAGAUCACUUCAUUCUUUUUCACAACUGCAUGCCCUCAGCACGGAUUUUUAAAACGUACUCUGAAAACCAAAAACUUCUUUCCCCAUUCCAAGUCAGAGGUCUCCUGCUCUGAUGUACCCUGCCCCAAAACUGCCCCCAAAGGCCCUGUGGGCAUAGAGGCUCUGGGGCCAACGGAGCCUCGUUCUAACUUCGAGUUACUUCCUUACCCUGCGCCCUGACAUUCUGGGGCAAGCACCUUGGCUCAAACACCUUCCUUAGAGGUGGGGAGACCAAACCAGAUCCGAGAGCUGAAGCCCUUGCCUGGGAGGCACUGUCGUGUUGGCAUUCUGAGUGAAUGUGAGAACCGUCUUUCUAGAGCGGUGAGUCACCGCCUCGCUCGUUUUAACAACCCACCUUGAGGGCAGUCGGCUCUUCCUUAAGCUGUGGCAGGUUUAUCUGCUUCCUCCUCUGACGCGGUGAGGUAAGGUGUUGUUCUUGGAGAAAGCAGCUGAGAGGAGCAGUAAGACUGGCCUUGAAGAGCUGGUGGGUGCCUGAGCGCAGGUGCUGCGUGGGCGGGGAGGGGGGUGGGCGUUCCCUGGACUCAGCAGCACACCUGUGUCGACGUGGGGACCCACAGGCAGCCGCUGCUUAGAGAGACCUGAGCCCUCCGAAGCAGACGGCCUGGCCUUGUCCUUGCUAACCUCUGGGAGCUUUCCGGGCCUGCACGAGCCAGCAGCUUCCCGCCCCCCGUUUUCCAUGAGGAGAGGGGCUCGGCCUCACUUCCCCGCCAUUCUCUGAUCUGCCUGCAUCUCCAGGACUGAUACAGCUUCUUGGCAAAGCUGCCCCCAAGAUUCCUGCUAACGCUUGUCUGUUCCUGCCUUUUGUGAAGCAUGGUGCCCACAGGACUCGGGGAAGAAUCUUAACCCCAGAGCUCCGCGGCUGCUCGAGACGGCACUCUGUGUGGCUCGUCCAUCGUCCUGCCUGCUCCAGGAGCUGCUUCUGUCCCAGCGAUGCCCUCGGGAGCCUUGGCCCCAGCUGGGUGAGACGACUCCAGAGCGGGACCCAACCUUGCCACCCACCAAGAUUCCCACGCCAGCCCACCGCCUCCCAUGUCUGGCUGCCCUGGCAUACUCUAGAAUGUCUGUGCCCCAGAUCCAAGUAGAAGAAGUGGUGGUGGGGGCAGAGGGGCCGGCAGGAGCAGGGCCGGCAGGAGCAGCCCCGCCUCCCGAUGACCACCUCCGGAGCCUGAAGGCCCUCACCGAGAAACUGAGGCUGGAGACCCGCAGGCCAUCCUACCUGGAAUGGCAGGCCAGGCUGGAGGAGCAGGCAUGGCCCUUCCCGAGGCUGGCUGCUGAGCAGGGAGAGUGUGAGGACAGAGAGCCCUCACGCCCCCUGAGAGAACUCAGGCAGCAUCCCCUACCUAAUGAAAGCGCCAGCCAGGACGACGUGACCCGGGCCACUGGCAAGCUGGAAGGCUUUGAGAAUAUCGAUGAAGCUAUCGCCUGGCUUAAGAAGGAACUGACAGAGAUGCGGCUGCAGGACCAGCACCUGGCCAGGCAGCUCAUGCGCCUGCGCAGCGACAUCAACAAGCUGAAGAUCGAGCAGACCUGCGACCUCCACAGGAGGAUGCUUAACGACGCCACCUACGAGCUGGAGGAGCGCGACGAGCUGUCUGACCUCUUCUGCGACUCCCCGCUGGCCUCCUCCUUCAGCCUCUCCACACCGCUCAAGCUCAUUGGAGUCACCAAGAUGAACAUCAACUCCCGGAGGUUCUCCCUCUGCUGAGAAGCCCUAGCAGAGGGCAGAGGAGUCAGAACAGGGGGGUUGGAAGGUGGGGAUGGGGCAUGGAAGGGAAUUGGGGCCAAGUUACUCCAAGCGGGUCUCCCCGGAGUCAGGGCUCCCCUGAGACUGGUGAACUGUGGACCCGCAGGGCCUGUCAGCAGGUGACCACCCCAGAGCCCCAGCUUCAAGCCGAGCACACCCAUGACUGGCUCUCACGUCACAUCCAAAGAGCCACUCCAUCUAGAUGUUCAAUGAGACCCGGGUUCCCAGCUGGCGCAUCCCAGUCCUCCCCUCAGCGACCCACAUUCCUGUUUCCAGGAAUCAAUGGUGCUAUGAGAACUGGGAUGCCAAAGGCGGGCCCCCAAAAGCUGUGAUUCUUGUGGAAGGCUUCCCUACAGGCCCUGAGCCCCAGAGGGAGGUGACUAGAUAUAUCAGAUGUGCCCGUCUUGCUGUGGCUGUCCCCUAAGCGCUGGCUCGAAUUCACCCUGAACAGGUGACUCAACAGCCUCGACAGGGACCCGGCAGGAAGGGGAAGCUGAAAGGAACACGACGUGCAGCUCGGGGAUGCAGGCCCCACAGUUUGCACUUCCGCGUGCCACGUAAACCAUCUCCAGUGUGUGCCAGGACACACCGGUGUAGCUUGGGUGGAGAAGCACAGACACCUUUUGCCCGCCCAGCCACAUAUACCAGUCCCAAUCUCCAAAGAGCCCCUUGCCGCCCCACAACCCUGGGGGAGUGCCUAGGAGACAGCUGGUGACGGAUCUGGGCAGGUCUGUCAGUGGAUUUCCCACAACUGAAUUCUCCCUGGGGCCGGCAGAGGCUUCCUGGUGGAUUCCAACAGUGUCACCUAUGUUACCUUCUCGCCCUCCCCAAAAAGACUCGAGGGAGCCCAGACACUUGCCCUGAGCUUGUCUGAGAUUCUGUGCCUGACUUAAAUGACUUAUUUUAAUUGAAUCAGACUGUUACUAUUUUGUCGCUAACUUGUUAAUAACUGUUUGAUUUUUGUCCGAAUGGUGAAGCCAGUUGGGUAGGUCAAGUACAGAGGUUCAGGAAUUUACUUUGAAAGGUUCUCCCUAAUGACAAGAGUGAGAAUCAGCCAGGUGAGGACCUCAACAGGUUAGGAAAGUUAACCUGGUAGUGUGCCACGUGUCGGGUGUUCCCUGCCAGCUGUGUGUGUUGGGGUUGGGGGGAGGGUUGACCUUUGAUGUUAUCUAGACAGACCUCUCAUUCACUAAGGAGUAAAGCAAAGCCAGAGAAAGAGAGAAUGGCUUUCUUCAGGUUACACAGCUCAUUAGUGGCUAUAGAAUAUUGAUGUGUUAAAUCAUUAUGAUAAUACUAGACAGAUCAUAUAUCAAUGAAUUUGAACUCCAAAGACGAUCCUAAUGCUUUGCCAAACCCGCAAACUGCCAACUCAUCUACUUUCCAUCUCAUUCAGCCCCCACAAGCGCCUCCCACUUUGCAAUUCAGAAUAUUUGAGUCAAACUCAGAGCAAUGUCUGGACAGUGGAACCACAGAACAUGUAUUACCAAUCGUGAUUCCAUAGUCUCUCUCUCUGUCUCUCUCUCUCUCUGUCUCUCUCUCUCUCUGUCUCUCUCUCUCUCUGUCUCUCUCUCUCUCUGUCUCUCUCUCUCUCUGUCUCUCUCUCUCUCUCUCUCUCUCUCUCACACACACACACACACACACACACACCAGGACCCUCUGGGGAAAGGUUGCUUUUCUUUUAUGGGCCGGGCAUAGGAGGAUGUAAAUGAAUGCUCCCUAAUUAGACAGAAAAUAAAUUGGUCACUUCUUUGUGAUCUCAAGGACCUGGAGGGUUUAUGCUUCCUUCAACAAAGUUAUAACCACAUAGGCAAAUGUGUUUUGGCCCAACUCUGAGCAGUGACAAAAGUCUAAAGCCCAGAGGCCUCAUCCACAAAGACCUCGGCGGAAGGCCAGGCCCCCACAGGCAGGAAAGGAGGGAACUUUUCUCUGUCCAGCUACGCCUCUCCCCAGGAAUGCAUACGAAUACUGCCAAGGCCUGACACGGCCUUCCUGCCCCACUUCUUUGAGACAGUUCUGAGAUCGUGGACUCUCAAGCAGCUUAUACACAUGCACCACACGCUCUGUAGGCACAUGCACGUGCACAUACGUGAACCCACAUGGAAAAGCCCAUUCCAUGUUCCGGAAAAAAAAAAAUACAAAACUGAUUUCUUUUUCUUUAUAGAAAUCAUUCAUCACAGUAACUGAAAAAGUUAGAAU